Messenger RNA from Enhydra lutris kenyoni (northern sea otter), 5787 nucleotides. Its product is annotated as protein phosphatase 1 regulatory subunit 26. Gene Ontology annotation, biological process: negative regulation of phosphatase activity. The record is from RefSeq and is a predicted model, not a curated record. Gene Ontology annotation, molecular function: protein phosphatase inhibitor activity. Lineage: Eukaryota; Metazoa; Chordata; Mammalia; Carnivora; Mustelidae. The transcript has 2 exons. The coding region runs from base 730 to 4254 and encodes 1174 amino acids.
CCCCGCGCCCCCAGUCACAAGCGGAGGCCUGGUAGCUUCACCCGGGGAGGGGUCGAGGCGACCCCGUAGAGCCUCACCUCCCGGCAAGCCCACGCCCACUUCGGGCUCUGGCCCUCCCUUGGGGCCUGGCACCCUGCCCGUCCUCUCUCCCGCACCCAGGGGUGGGGAAGCUGCCACCCGAGAGGAAAGACCAGGAGCUGAACCGCUUUUUGGAGCUUGUUUGUCGCAUCAAGAAUGAAACGACCCCGCGAAGUCCCCCUACGCUUAGAGCCUCGUAGCCCUUCUUCGUGACCCGAGGAGAAGCACGUGCGGACCUGAUCGCGUGGCGCCUCCCAACGGCCUCGGCUGUGACCAGACCCCAUUUCCCUUACAGAGAAGAUGGACGGCGGGAGCAGGAGCGUGGGCCUGGAGGGGACGCUGGCGUGCGGUCCUGUGUGAACACGGUGCCCGUGGCUCAGAGCAGUCCAGCACUCAGUCUCCGUAGCCGGCCUCCCCCUGCCGCAGAGCACAGCAAGGCCAGGAAGCAUGAGUGACCCGCCCGGCGCCCCCAGCUCGCCUGGUGUCAGCCUCUGACCUGGCCCUCUGGACUCUGGCCCGGCAGGCAGUCCCCCAUGGCCGCGUGGCCCAGCAGAAUGGCAUCCUGCCAGCAUCCUUUCUUUCCAUCCAGGAUGUGAAAGGGGCAGAAAAAUAAAGACCCACCACUCCGCACGCCCCUCCCUGUCUGCUAGAAUGUUUCUCAUGAACGCCCCUCCUGUGGUCGCUCUCCAGUCCAAAUGGGAGGCCUUCGGCACUCCAGGAAGCUUUAGGUUUCCUGGGUGCUUCUCGGAGCCGAAGGAGGGCGUCUCAAGGGCUUCGGUGAGUGCCCAAGUGCAGAUGGUCAUCAGCGCGCUCCAGGGCGACCAGGCUGCUCUGGGCAUGAGCGAUGAGCUUGCCGUGCACAGGAGCCAGAGAGCAGAGAAAGGCCAGGACGCCAGGCUGGCCGCCACCCCCGCGUUUACUGCCUGUGGUCUCAGCACUGAUUUUGUCCCUUCGAGGGAGGAGGAAGCCGCAGACUUUGGCCCCUUGGUGCUGGAUUCGGACAGCGACGACUCCGUGGACCGGGACAUCGAGGAAGCGAUCCAGGAGUACCUGAAGGCCAAGAGCGGGGCCGCCCAGCUGCCUGGGGCCACGGAGGGGGGCAGGCGGUCCAAACCAGAAGUUCCUCUGAGUAGCACCCUGAUGGCCCCGUGUCCCCCGAAGUUGGCACCCAGCCCAGGAGGCACCCCUGGCAGCCGCGCGGGAGCCGGCCGAGACCGGGGCUCCACCUCCCCGGUUAGCGUUAGCAGCGACGACUCCUUUGAGCAGAGCAUCCAGGCAGAGAUCGAACAGUUUCUGAACGAGAAAAGGCAACACGAGACCCCAAGAUGUGAGGUUUCUGUGGACGCGAAACCAGACCUGAGCUAUAAUGCGGUCAGAUCAGCAUUUAGAUCCGGCAAAGAGCCGACAGUCAAGACGCAUCAGCAGGAAGUGAUGGGAGCCUGCAAGGACUUUCUCUUCCGGAAACCUCCCAGGCUAGCCAAGGUGAGCGCGCGGCCCCGAGGCCUCAGGUCCAAGGCCACUGCCGAGCCAGAGAGCGUGGACCCCCGCCCUGCAGAAGCAGCGCAGAGUAAAGGCGCGGUCAGGAGGAGUGCUGGCCCUGGGCGGAGGGCCACGCGAGCCAAGAGCACAGCCCUGGUGUCCAAGGCGUCUGGCUCCAGCAGCGAUGAUGGCAUUGAGGAGGCCAUCCAGCUGUACCAGCUGGAGAAGAGGAAGGAGGCGGGCGGAGACCCGCUGCAGAGAAUGCUGGGUGGGGAGGGGAGGGAGCCCGACCCUCCCUCGCGCAGCACAGGCCAUGCCACCAAAGGUACCUUGCCUGAAACCCGCAGGAAAACACCCGGCAGGAGGAAGCCCACAGCCCCGAAGGCCGUGGACCUCAGCCCAGGUGGCCCUGACCCUGCCCACCCCUCCAAGCCACCCAGAGAUCCCAGAGCUGCUGAAAACGAGCUUGCGGAACGGCCGCCAUGCCGGGCAGAUACGUCCGCUGAGCUGAUGUGUGCCGAAGCAAUUUUGGACAUUUCCAAAACCAUCCUGCCGGCCCCUGCAGUGGGCAGUGAGAGACCCCUGCCCACCGGCCCACUCUCCUGCCCCCUGACCGUGCCCUCCCGCUGCGAUGGGGACAGCAGCUCCGUGGACAGCAAUGACAGCAUAGAGCAGGAAAUCCGGACGUUCCUGGCUCUGAAGGCACAGUCAGGAGCUUGGCUGGCCCGAGCGGAGAGCUGCCCGCAGACCACUCUGAGCCCAGCACCGCCACCUGGCCCUAGGGUCCCCAGCUCUAAAACGCUGGACCUGUCGCUGAGCUGCAAAAGGAAACGCAGAGGAGGCAGCCACGCCAGGCCACUGUCCACACCCAAGAAAGCGAGAGAGAUGGUGCAGGAGGGCGCCCGGGAUCCUGACCACAGCCCAGCGAGCGCACAGCCUGGCCAGGCCCCCAGGGCAGAAGGCCAGACCAAGGGCCAGCCCAUCCCCCGCAGGCCCCGUGAGGUGGGCGACCAGCACAGUGGCCCCGGGGGCAGCGUGUGGCCCGGCCAUGGGAACAUGGCCCCAGCGCCGAGCGCUGGUGAGCGGGGCAGCUCUGAGGACAAGAGCAGCUCCCUGGACAGUGAUGAGGACCUGGACUCCGCCAUCAAGGACCUCCUGCGGUCCAGGCGGAGGCUCAAGAAGAGGUGGAGGGACCCCAGGGCCACACGCAAGAGGAAGGUCAGGUUCAGCACCACCGAGCCCCAGUUCUUGCAUAAACUCGGUGGCUUGCGGAGAGACUGGACGGACAGAAGCCCCCAUCUGUUGAAAAGCUGCCUCUCGAAGCCCAAAAAAGACAACAGGGAGAACCUGGGGAAAAAGGCUCUGAGCAUCUCCUGCAGAGACCCGGAGAGAACCAGAGCAGACGGCGCAGGCCCCGGCGAUGUGGCCCCGGCCCUCCCGCUCCGGAGAAGGGCGUCUGAAGGGAAUCUGUUCUUCUGUGAAGCCACCCCCUGCGAACUUCACGGUGCAGCCGCCGGCCCUCAGCCCCCGCCCGAGGACAGCAGCUCUGUGGACAGCGAUGACAGCAUCGAGCUAGAGAUCAGGAGGUUCUUGGCCGAAAAGGCCAAGGAGUCCGGGAACAGCUCGGAAGCCCCAGGAGGGGGCCCAGCCGCCCCAGGGAUGGGGAGCGUGCCUAGGCCAGAGCUGCCGUGCCGGAAGGGGCCGGUGCCCACCCUGACCCCUCAUCCCGGUGUGUGCACGCGGAGCCAGCGGGGCAGGGGCGGUCCUCAACGGGCCGGAGGCCCGGGGGGUGCGGGCAGAGCCUUCCUUCCGGGCGGGAGGAGCGGCCCCCGAACAGAGCAGGCCUGCCUCCCCAGAGCCGUGGCCAGGCACACCAGCAUGGCGGGGGCCCUGUCUGCCAAAGGGUCGGCUGCUGGUCGGAGACUGGUUUGCACCCACAAAGAUCAGAGCCCGAGAGGGACCGAGCGUGCCAGGGAACGUGCUCUUGGCUCGCUGCCUGCUCGAGCUGAAGUGGGCCCCCGGGCAGAAAGCCCCGGUAUGGCCUUUGCUGUGACGACCCAGGGCCAGAGCCCACGGACUCAGAAGCCGGGAGCAGAUGGGCUAGGGAGCCCGCAGGCCAGCCUCGCCCUCCCGUGGGCCAACUUCGCCCACCAGAGUCGGCUGCAGAGCACGUGGGCGCUGAGCCCAGAAGGCAGAGAGGCUGUGUGGAGAGGGGGCCUCGGCGGCCAGAGAGAGCAGGGGCCGGAGGGCCAGGACUCCAAGAAAGGCCUGCCCUUCACGGGCUUCUCAUCGCUGCUGUCCACACAGCUGUUCCACUUUGGAAAGAGCGUCUCCUGGGGCGACAAGCAGGCCGGCGUCUUCAGCCCACCCCUGAGUCUGCCCCUGCAGGGCCCGGCCUUCUCAGCCUUCAGGGAGACCCCAGCCGGCCACAGCCCCGUGUUUGGAAGCGCACCCCUGCUCACAAAGAAAGAGGGGGGACACUGGCCUGGCCGGAAGUCCCAGGCGGCGUGCGGUCUGCACGCCAGGAGGAACUCGGGCUCCGAGGAGGACGUUCUAGACCUGCGGUACAGGCGGGGGGCCACCGGUGGAGGCAGUGAGGCCCAGGAGGCCUUGGGGAGUGACUCCAGCGAGCUCAGUGACACCUCCGUGGAGGAGGGCGGUGGCUCGGGGGCAAAGGGCAAAGCCCUCCAGCCAUGAGGCCGCUCGCGGGCUCCGUCUUCCUGGGAAGCAGACCCGCUUGUGCCCCUGCGUGUGCGUGACACUCCCCACCCCGGGACAGAACACAGAGGCCGCUCUGCGCCGCCCUGUAUAUACUCCGUGCACUGGGAGCGAUGGUGUUAUUUAACGGAUGUGUCCUGGAAUAUAUGAUUUUUGUAGCUUUUUUGUAAAUUAUUUAAAGUGCUGUAAAAAAUAUUUUUGGAAGUUAACCGUUGUUCGAUUUUGUAGGGCGGGCCUCGCCGCGGCUUUCCAUGGUGUCCAGGCGAGCGUGAGACGAGUGGACAUGGGACCAUCGUAGCCAGGGGUGACGUGAUCUGACUCUGAUAGUUCAGGGCAGUUGCGGCUGGGAAGGGCUGGCUGCGCCCGGGGAAGGUAGCAGUCGCCACCGGCCCGCCCUGAGAGUCACAAAGGCACCCACAGAAGUCUCCGCUGGGAAGCUGCUGGACAGCAAUUUAACAUAAAGGCCCCUGGGCCCACGAGGCCAGAGUGAGGCCUCCGGACUCUACACUUGUGGCCUCAAUUGGAAAACAUCUCAAAGCACAAAGGCCAGCGAGCGCACGACUGGCCGUCCCCUGUUGCAUGUGGAAAUGCCACGGGAGGCCUCGGUGGCACACGAGGUCCACACCUGAGCCCGUGGUGUUUCACACCCAGCCCCGUGCGACCCCUGUGUGAUUCUAGCGGCUCAAUAAAGCUCUUUUUUAUGGGAGCCACUGUUCUCCAGUCUUAGUCACAGAUCCGAAGGGUAACAGACAACCUGUGUGUUCUCAAUGUCCUCCUCUUGGCCCAGGCACUGGAACACACAAGGCUUGAGCCACUUGGCCGGUUCUGGUCCCCAACGCUGCAAGCGCCCGGCACAAGGCCCUGCACCCUCCCGGGAUCGGGGCCUCAUCAAGGUGGGCUCACACCACCCAGCAGACACGCCUGGUGGCUUUCCCAGGGCCUGCCUUCCCCAGGCAGGACCAGGGCCUGGCCCCACACGGUGCAUGGUCACGGGCGGGGCGCCCGGCCUCAAGGUGUGUUUGAGCUGAGCUGUGGGGCCUUGCCGGGUGGAGAGGAGCGGGGCUCCCCAUGCCUUCUGCUCAGAGGCAACCCACGGGGUGGGCGCUCAGCGGUCACGGCGGUGCCGUGCGGCAGUCCAGCAGACUUCCGGCAGUGACCCCAGUCUUCACGGCUCUCCACUGCCGUUUGGCUGUGCUGGACUCAGAGCAAGGUUGACUUUGCAGCUCAGUUUAGCCGGCGUUGAACACGCGAGUGAAUUUUCCGGGAUUUAGCCACACGGCACUCCCGCACCCACGCCGCAGCUGCCCAGGACGCGUGCGGGCGCCUUUGCCAGCGCCCGUCCGGUUCUUACUCACUUAGGUGCUUCCGGGGGAAAACAGUUCAAUUCGUGUAAUCUAUGCUUUAAGUUUAAUUUUUAAAGAGUGGUCUUCACACUUGAAAACAAAAAUCAGCUUGUUUUGUACAUAAGAACCGGAUUUUUAAAAACGCUAAUAAAUCAAACACUGCUCACGA